Panicum virgatum (switchgrass) is the source of this 933-nucleotide messenger RNA. RefSeq names its product NAC domain-containing protein 77-like. The transcript has 2 exons. Gene Ontology annotation, molecular function: DNA binding. The record is from RefSeq and is a predicted model, not a curated record. Lineage: Eukaryota; Viridiplantae; Streptophyta; Magnoliopsida; Poales; Poaceae. Gene Ontology annotation, biological process: regulation of DNA-templated transcription. The coding region runs from base 1 to 933 and encodes 310 amino acids.
AUGGAGGCGUAUCGGUUCGGCUUCGACCUGCCGCCGGCGAACAAGUUCGACCCGACGGACGCCGACAUCGUGGCGCACUACCUCCUCCCGCGCGUCGUCGGGUUCCCCAACCCCCACGGGCACGCCAUCAUCGACGCCGACCCCUGCAGCUGCCCGCCGUGGGAGUUCAUGCGCCGCCACGGCCACGCCGACAGCGACCACGCCUUCUUCUUCGGGCGCCCGCGCCCCGCGGACCCCAAGAAGAGGGUCGAACGCGCCGUCGACCCCGGGGAGGACGGCGUCGGCGGCACCUGGGACGGGCAGAAGAGCGAGGCCACCCGCCUCGUCCUCUCCCGCGCCGGCGGCGGCGCCGCCCGGUUGGAGGUCAGGUACAAGCGCCACAACCUGUCCUACUACCACGGGCCCCAGAAGAUCAAGACCAGCGGCUGGGUCAUGUACGACUACCAGAUCGUCGACCCGCCGCACCUCUCCGGCAUCAUCCUCCACCGCGUCAAGAUCACCGACAGGAGGAAGAAGGAGCAGGACCAGCCGGGCCCGAGCAACUACUGCGAGGUCCAGGAGUACGGCGGUGUCACGGAGGACACGGGCGGUUGCUACGCCGCCGCCGCCGGCCACCAGGUUGUCCCCCCGGGCCCAGACCAGCCGGGCCCGAGCAACUACUGCGAGGUCCAGGAGUACGGCGGUGCCGUGGGGGACACGGGCGGUUGCUACGCCGCCCCCGCCGGCGGCAACAACAACUACUUGCACGACGGCGGCGUCAUAGGAGAGACGGGUGGCUACUACUAUGUCGACGACGACGGCAGCCAGUACUUGAACCAGGACUUGAGCUGCUACAUGUACCAUGGCGAUGGCAGCGGAGGCGACGGUGACUGCUUUUUCAACGUCGGAGACGACAAUAGCUUUCAGUGUCCCGACGGCGGCAAUGCAGGUUGA